CUCCCCCUCAAGACGCCGCUCACCCCCCGUCGCGAUCGACCCCACCCAAACGAUGUCGCAGCAAAAGGGAAAGGCCUCGGGCGCCAGCAAGGGCAAGAAGUCCGGCAAGGCUGGCGCCGAGGGCAAGCGCGAGGAUGUCUUGCAGGCCGUGAUCAUCACCGACUCCUUCCAAGACAGAUUCGCUCCGUUUUCAGUAGAGAAGCCAAGAUGCCUCCUCCCCCUUGCAAACACGCCACUCAUCGAAUACACCCUCGAGUUCCUUGCCAUGAACGGCGUCCAGGAGGUCUAUAUCUACUGCGGCUCCCACUCGGAACAGAUCGAGAACUACAUCAACACAUCGCGGUGGUCGCCCAUGUCCAUCCGUACCCCGUUCACGAGUCUGCAGUUCAUCCGUGUCUCGGACGCCCGCUCCAUCGGUGAUUUCCUCCGUGACCUCGAUGGACGCGGCAUCAUGGACGGCGACUUCAUCGUCGUCCAUGGCGACGUCGUCUCCAACAUCUCCCUCGACGGCGCGCUGGCGGCGCAUAAGGCGCGCAAGGAGGCCGCCGCGACAAACAUCAUGACGGUCGUCCUGCGAUCGGGCGGCCCCGAGGAGCACAGGACGAAGCCGAACGGCAUCAACCCGGUGUUUGUCAUCGACUCCAAGACGAAGCGUUGUUUACACUACGACGAGACAAAUCCCCUGCAGAGCGACCACUAUAUGACGCUCGACCCGGCCGUCAUCGACGAGCUUUCGGCCGACUUCGAGAUCCGGGGCGACCUGAUCGACGCUGGCAUUGACAUCUGCACCCCCGAGGUGCUGGCGUUGUGGUCCGAGAGUUUCGACUACGAGCUGCCGAGGAGGAAUUUCCUACACGGCGUUCUGAAGGACUGGGAGCUGAACGGCAAGGCCAUCUAUGCCGAGGUCCUCGAGGAGGGCUACGCCGCGCGCGCGAGCAACCUCCAGAUGUACGAGUCCAUCAGCAAAGACGUCCUCGGCCGCUGGACCUUCCCCUUUGUCCCCGACUGCAACGUCAUCCCGGGCCAGACGUACAAGAUGACGAGCGGCGCAGUCUGCGUGGAGGACGGAACCGUCAUGGCGCCGGACAGCACGAUUUCGAGAUCCAUACUCGGCCAGGGAGCCACCGUCGGCGCCGGCAGCAGAGUGUCGGGCAGCAUCGUCGGCCGGCGGUGCAAGAUUGGCAACAACGUCCGCAUCGAGGACAGCUUCAUCUGGGACGACGCCGUGAUCGAGGACGAUGUAGUCAUCACCCGCUCCAUCCUGGCCGACUCCAGCAUCGUCGGCAAGGGCUCCACCGUCGACGCCGGCUCGCUUCUCUCCUUUGGCGUCACCCUCGGCGAGAAGAGCAAGAUCCCUGAGGCCACCGUCCUCGCAGUCACCGCACACAACGGCAGCCCUGUUGCGCCAGACGCCGCACUCGUCGGCCCCUCAGGCAAGGGCGCGCGCUACGUCGACCCAGAGGCCGAGGACAUCGAUGACGAGGACCCCUCGACCCUCCAGCGCUCCCUCAUCUACAACCUCGCCCACCUCUCGCUCUCCACCUCGACCAUCUCAACCCUCUCCUCCGACGUAGGCGACGACGACGACUCGGACGCCGGCUCGGCCGUCACCCCCUUCUCGGCCGACGCGCGUAAUCGCGCCGACUCGUUCGUCUCGGACGACUCCCAGGGCAAGUCGGGCUUCCACCACGACGCGGUGCACGGCCUCCUCGACGCGCUCCGCGCCGAGUCAGGCGACUUCGACUCGGCCAAGCUCGAGUUCAUGGGCCUCCGCCUUGCCAACGACGCAUCGGACGUGGCCAUGCGCAAGGCCGUCGCCAUCGCCUUCGCCCGCCGCGCCGCCGAACUCCUCGAGCCCGAGCACGGCGGCCUCGAGCCGCCCAAGGCCGCCGACUCGACCUUCAACUCGAGCAAGGGCGCGUCCAAGUUUGUCUCCGAGGUGGGCGUCGGCGGCGGCGAGGCGGAGCAGGUCGACUUCGUCCUCGCGCUGCAGCACGCUCUUCUUGGCUGCCGCAACCUCGAGCACCACCGCGCCGGCGUCCUGCUGGCCGCCAUGCUGCAGCAGCUGUACGGCCUCGACGUCCUUGAGGAGGAGGGCAUCCUGGCCUGGUGGGAGGACGCACGCGCCGACGAGGGCGAGGGUAUGUCGGCACUCAAAGAGAAGUGCAGGGUUCUUGUAGAGUGGCUGGAGAACGCCGAGGAGGAGGACGAUGAUGAUGACGACUCGGAUGAGGACGACGAGUAGGUCUUGGCGUCCCGUUCUGUUUCUGAGGAGCUUUAGAGGAGGGGAAACAAGAAGAAGGAGAAAAACUAUCAGGUCCCGCGCGAGAGGUGGAAGGAUAGAUAGCGCUGGCAGCUUCGAGAAUCGGCGCGUUCUGGAGAGGACUCAGGAGGAUUCCAAAAGUGUCCUUCCGGACUCAGGACUGACUCUUGACUGAAUGGAAAAGAAAGGAAGACAAAAAAACAGACACGGUAGAAACUUAUAAAAAAAAGGAACAUGUUAAAAACAAAAAACUCAAGCAACAACUUGCAACGAGGACCUGCCGCGCCCCUUUCGACGCUUUGGUCGGACGGAGGGAACGGUCGGAUCGGAUGUCACAUUGCGACGCGACGCGACGAGACCACGGGAGCUCAAAUGAGCCUUGCUCAUAGUUGCGAGGUACGAAGGUAUCGAUCGGUAUCAUGUCAAGAAGAAAAGAAGUAUAGCCUCCAGGACGCCUAGCUCGCCUGCCCCCCAAAAAAAAGAAGUGCAAAUCCGCCCCCACUCCCCCUUUGUCACAACCAUCCGUGUUUUCCCCUAUUUUAUUUAAGAAUCCCUUGCUCGGUCGCCGUGUUCUUUUUGCUUUCUUUCGAUGCCUUGAAGCGAACAUCUCCUCCCCCACUCGCGCGUUGGUGUUUUUACAUGAUCCGUGGAAUGCGUGGAUGCUAUCGCGAUCCCAUAGAACGAAGCUCAACUUUGCUCCAACCUUUGGAUCCUCCAGCUUGACGGCGCAAAUAGUCACCGACUGAUGGCGCAGAUCGCUCCUCU
Colletotrichum destructivum is the source of this 3028-nucleotide messenger RNA. Its product is annotated as Putative W2 domain, nucleotide-diphospho-sugar transferase. Gene Ontology annotation, molecular function: guanyl-nucleotide exchange factor activity; translation initiation factor binding; translation initiation factor activity. Lineage: Eukaryota; Fungi; Ascomycota; Sordariomycetes; Glomerellales; Glomerellaceae. Gene Ontology annotation, cellular component: eukaryotic translation initiation factor 2B complex. The transcript has 3 exons. The record is from RefSeq and is a predicted model, not a curated record. Bases 53 to 2245 code for a protein of 730 amino acids.